Messenger RNA from Syngnathoides biaculeatus (alligator pipefish), 2150 nucleotides. RefSeq names its product solute carrier family 7 member 7 (gene slc7a7). The coding region runs from base 470 to 2080 and encodes 536 amino acids. The transcript is spliced from 8 exons. Gene Ontology annotation, molecular function: L-amino acid transmembrane transporter activity; basic amino acid transmembrane transporter activity. Gene Ontology annotation, biological process: amino acid transmembrane transport. Gene Ontology annotation, cellular component: membrane. Lineage: Eukaryota; Metazoa; Chordata; Actinopteri; Syngnathiformes; Syngnathidae. The record is from RefSeq and is a predicted model, not a curated record.
AGAUUGUUCUCGAGCAGCGUGUCAGGACAACUUGUCCACUCUCAGGACUCAUUUUUGCUCGGGUCCGGCCUCACCCUACCUUGAAAGAAUGCUUGUCGGGUUAGAUAGAGAAAGAGUCGGUCCGCCGUAGAGCUGGAAAGUGCCACCGUUUUACAACGUCCAUACUUUGGUAAUCUUCUUCCAAUCGGGGUCUGGAAAUGCAUAGUACAAGACGAAUCUUUUAGAUUGCAGGGUGAAGAGCAGCCUGACUCAUCAUCAUCAUCAUCGAGCUUCAUUUUUUUUAGCUAGCGGUGCCGGUGGGCGGGCGGCGGGGCCGACGAUGAACUUUGGAAAACACAUGGCAGGAGACCAUCGCAGGUAGCUCCAGACAUUACGGGGAGCCAUUCGGCCUGGGCCUGGGCCCGGGUUCAGAUCCGAACCGGACAGCUGGAAACAAAAAACAAGUGCCUGAGCCACAAACACAGACGGGAUGCCCUCGAGUCAGCUUCCGAGCGAGGACACCGCCAAAGGCCGAUCGCGGGAGUCCAUGAAGCUGAAGAAGGAGAUCUCGCUCCUCAAUGGAGUUUGCUUGAUCGUGGGCAACAUGAUCGGGUCGGGCAUCUUCGUGUCGCCCAAGGGCGUCCUCAUCCACAGCGCCUCCUACGGCCUGUCGCUGGUGGUGUGGACCGUCGGCGGCAUCUUUUCCAUCUUUGGAGCGCUGUGCUACGCGGAGCUGGGGACCACGAUCACCAAAUCGGGGGCCUCCUACGCAUAUAUCCUGGAGGCCUUCGGGGGCUUCCUGGCUUUCAUCCGCCUGUGGACGUCACUGCUCAUCAUCGAGCCCACCAGCCAAGCCGUCAUCGCCAUCACCUUCUCCAACUACAUGGUGCAGCCCGUCUUCCCCAGCUGCAUAGCGCCGUACGCGGCCAACCGGUUGCUGGCGGCCGCUUGCAUAUGUUUGCUGACCUUUGUCAACUGCGCCUAUGUGAAAUGGGGAACCAGGGUGCAGGACUUCUUCACUUACGCCAAAGUCAUUGCCCUCAUUGCCGUCAUCAUCACGGGCGUGGUCAAGAUGGUCCAAGGUCACACGCAAAACUUCGAGGGCCUCUUUGACGGGUCGUCGCAGGAUCCCGGAGACAUCGCUUUGGCUCUCUACUCGGCUUUGUUCUCCUACUCCGGAUGGGACACGCUCAAUUUUGUCACCGAAGAGAUCAAGAACCCCGAAAGGAACCUGCCACUGGCCAUUGCCAUUUCCAUGCCCAUCGUGACGGUCAUCUACAUUUUGACCAACGUGGCUUACUACACCAUUCUGCCCAUGAACGCCAUCUUGGACAGCGACGCCGUGGCUGUGGUGAGUGAAGAAGCGGCGCCGUUGCACCGUCACCGUCACCGUCACGGCCGUGUCGCGUGUCCGCCCGCAGACGUUCGCAGACCGGGUGUUUGGCGUGAUGAACUGGACCAUCCCCUUCGCGGUGGCUCUGUCUUGCUUCGGAGGUCUCAACGCUUCCAUCCUGGCGUCGUCCAGGCUGUUCUUCGUGGGCUCCAGAGAGGGCCACCUGCCCGACUGCCUGUGCAUGAUCCACGUGCGCCGCUACACGCCCAUCCCGGCGCUGCUCUUCAACGUCCGUCGCCCCGGCCUUCGGUGCUGCCGUCGAGAGGUUCUUUGCCCCUCUACCUUCUUCUCUGCCUGCAGGGUGUCAUGGCUCUCAUCUAUUUGUGCGUGGAGGACGUCUUCAGGCUCAUCAACUACUACAGCUUCAGCUACUGGUUCUUCGUGGGCCUUUCCAUUCUGGGCCAACUUUACCUGCGCUGGAAGCAGCCCGACAGGAAGAGGCCGUUGAAACUCAGCAUCGUCUAUCCCGUCCUUUUCUGCUUCCUCACCAUCUUCCUGGUGGUGGUGCCGCUGUACAGUGACACCGUCAACUCCUUGAUUGGCAUCGGGAUAGCCCUGUCUGGCGUGCCCGUUUACUUCCUGUGCUGCUACACGCCCGCCCAAAAGAGGCCCCUGUGGCUACAGCGCGCCAUCGCUCAGUCCGGGGUGCUCAUCCAGAAGGUGUGCUUCUCGGUUUUAACAGAAAUGGACGUCCAUCACGACGACUGAAUGCGCACACACACACACACACACACACACACACACAAAGAGAAAGUUUUUUUUCCUGUGAGAUUUCACG